AUGGCCGCGUCCCAGCUGGCAGCGCUGGAAGGAGUGGCGUCGGUGGCCGGGGAGCCGCCCCUGACGGAGACCCGCCCGGGCUUCCUGUACUCGGAGGGCCAGCGGCUGGCGCUGGAGGCUCUGCUGAGCCAGGGCGCCGAGGCCUUCCAGGCGUGUGUGCAGCGCGAGGGGCUGCGGCCCUUCCUGGGCGGCGCCGAGCUGCAGGGCCUGGCCGCGGCCGCUGAGGACUGGACGGCGGCCCAUCCGGAGCCCGGCGGCGGCGGCGGCGGCGACGGCAAGGAGGGGGCCGUGGCCGGCGGGGACCCCGGCAGCCUGACCUACUGGCCCGGCCAGUCGGAGGAGCCGGUGCCCGUGCUGCGGCUGGGCUGGCCCGAGGACUCGGGCUGGAAAGGCAUUACCCGGGCGCAGCUCUACACCCAGCCCCCCGGCGAGGGCCAGCCGCCCCUCAAGGAGCUGGUGCGCCAGGAGAUCCAGGCAGCCUGCAAGCUGGUGGCCGUCGUCAUGGACAUAUUCACUGACCCGGACCUGCUCUUGGACAUGGUGGACGCUGCCACGCGCCGCUGGGUGCCCGUCUACCUGCUCCUGGACCGCCAGCAGCUGCCUGCCUUCCUGACGCUGGCCCAGCAGCUGGGCGUGAACGCCUGGGCCACGGAGAACCUGGACGUCCGCGUGGUGCGGGGCUGCAGCUUCCAGAGCCGCUGGCGGCGGCAGGUGACGGGCGGGCUGCGGGAGAAGUUCCUGCUGCUGGACGGCGAACGGGUCCUCUCGGGCUCCUACAGCUUCACGUGGAGCGACGCCCGCCUGCACCGCGGCCUGGUGACCCUGCUGACCGGGGAGAUCGCCGACGCCUUCAGCCGCGAGUUCCGGACGCUGUACGCGGCCUCCGGGCCGCUCCCGCCGGCGCCCGCCCCGGGCCCGGGCCCCUUCGUCAGCGCGCUGGGCGGCCUGCAGCUGGCCCGCGGCCCGCACGCCGUGGCCCGCCGCUGCUCCGUGGCCCCCGCGCCCCCGCCGCCGCCGGAGGUGGCCCCGCUGACCCAGCGCCUGGCCGCCUGCCGGGUCCUGGACGCCGGGCGGCGGGAGGCCCCGGGCCCCGGGCCCGCGCUCAGCGACAUCCUGCGCGGCGUCCAGCGCGCCCGGCCGGCCAGCGGCCCCGCGGCCCGGCCCAGCCGCUCCCUGUGGGACCUGAGCCGCCUGUCCCAGCUGUCCGGCUCCAGCGACGGCGACGGCGAGCUCAAGAAGUCCUGGGGCUCCAAGGACACCCCAGCCAAGGCCCUGAUGAGGCAGCGGGGCACUGGGGGGGCCCCCAGGGGUGAGGUGGACUCCCGCCCCCUGGCCGGCCCCCUGCCCCUCACCCCCGGCCGCCGCCUCCGCUACCUGUCCCCCACCCGGAGGAGGUUUGGAGAUGACGCUGCGCUCAAAGCCCUGGAGCCCAGAGGGGGCCGGCCGCCGGGCUGGGCCACCCGGGCGGGACUCAGGGGGCGGCCCUGA
Messenger RNA from Pipistrellus nathusii (Nathusius's pipistrelle), 1488 nucleotides. Lineage: Eukaryota; Metazoa; Chordata; Mammalia; Chiroptera; Vespertilionidae. The record is from the annotation of a GenBank genome assembly.